Messenger RNA from Aureobasidium uvarum, 1848 nucleotides. The record is from the annotation of a GenBank genome assembly. Lineage: Eukaryota; Fungi; Ascomycota; Dothideomycetes; Dothideales; Saccotheciaceae.
AUGGAGCGCGUCAUUGGCGUCGCAUGUUGGAGUGAUGUGGGUGGCCGUUUGUUGUACAAUCGUCUCAUCUCGACACAACCACUCGACACGCCUCGUCUGUUAGUUUCCGCAUCAAAUGGCUUCCAAAAAGCUGCAGCAGGUACUGCCUUGACCAUCUUCUUCUCCGCCGUACCAAUGCUGAUCCUCCGCUCGCAGGAAAUGGUCCAGGUCGGUUCGUCCUCCUCCCCUUUCUGGCGCACCUCUUCGUCCAACAGCAAGCGCGAAGCCAGUCUUGCUGGCGACAGAAAGGUCUUUGGAGCUUCAUACUCUCAUGCAGACAUUCUCAAAUUCGACAACUUGAACAUCUCCAACAGCAGCACACCACGUCCACACACACCACCCUCGCGCGACAACCGACCGCCCUUGAAGUCCUCGACUAGUCUCUCUCCUCCAGCACCGCGCCGUUCCUAUUCCAACUUCUUUGGCGAAAGCACAAAGACCUAUGAUUCACCCCAAAAUGAGGAAGCCUUGGACUUUGACGAAGAUGAGGACGAGUUUGGCCUACCCACAACCGCGACACUAGCCUCGUGGUCCAUGAAUAAUGGAGACAUCGCCGAGGAACGCAGCUUGCCAAACUAUCCUACCACGAAGCGAUCAGACGGCAAGAUCCUCCGGCCACAGUACAAAGACAUCCUCAGAGACCCCGCCAAUGCCCUCCACUUGAUCAACCACGCUCCAGCUCCACUGAAUGCCUCUCCCAAAGAAGUCGAAGCCCAUUCAGCCCGCAUCACACGCAUCAACAAGUUCAAACGUAUUCUACAAGCCUCGUCAAUCAAUCUGGCAGAGUUGCGCGACUCUGCUUGGUCCGGACUACCUGAAGAAGUCAGAGCCAUGUCAUGGCAAAUCCUACUCGGCUACCUUCCAACAAAUAGCGACAGAAGAGUAGCUACGCUGGAGCGCAAGAGAAACGAAUACCUGGAAGCUGUGCGACAAGCUUUCGAAAAAGGAACAUCUACAAAUGAAGCUGAGUCUGUGAUUGGUAUUGGUGGCAUCUCCUCGUCACCAGCGACUCAACGAGGCAAGGGUCGUGGCUUGGACGAGGCCAUAUGGCAUCAGAUCAGUAUUGAUGUGCCGCGGACGAAUCCACAUCUUGAGCUGUACAGCUUUGAGGCAACGCAGAGAUCUCUCGAGCGAAUACUGUACGUUUGGGCUAUCCGUCACCCAGCAAGCGGCUACGUCCAGGGAAUCAACGAUCUGGUCUCUCCCUUCUGGCAAGUCUUCCUCGGCAUGUACAUAACAGAUCCAGAGAUCGAGUUCGGCAUGGAUCCUGGACAACUACCCAAACAAGUGCUCGACGCUGUGGAGGCCGACACUUUCUGGUGUCUUACCAAACUUCUGGACGGCAUUCAAGACAACUACAUUCACGCACAACCCGGCAUUCAGCGACAGGUGGCGAGUCUUCGAGAUCUGACCACGCGCAUUGAUGGCAACCUGGCGAAGCAUCUCGAGAAUGAAGGAGUCGAAUUCAUUCAAUUCAGUUUCCGAUGGAUGAAUUGCUUGCUCAUGCGCGAGAUCAGUGUCAGAAACACCAUCAGAAUGUGGGACACGUAUCUGGCCGAGGACCAAGGAUUUUCACACUUCCAUCUUUACGUCUGCGCUGCCUUUUUGGUCAAAUGGUCCGAUCAACUGCUCAAGAUGGACUUCCAAGAAAUCAUGAUGUUCCUACAAGCCUUGCCAACUCGCGGCUGGAACGAAAAAGACAUUGAGCUCCUUCUGAGCGAGGCCUUCAUUUGGCAGAGUCUUUUCCGAAACUCCAAAGCUCACAUUCAGAAAAGCUCUCAGAACGGGCCUCUGUCAGUCACGCUAUAG